GCUGAACGGGGAACGGUGUGGAGGCGCAGGAGGUUCGGGGAGCAGGAGGGCUCAGCUGGGCCCAGGGGAAGUGGGCCUAGAAACGGGAAUGGACCGAGGUGGGGCCAUGAGGAACGGGGAGGUCCCAGAUGCACACAAGCUUCAGGCCACUGAGGGGUCCCCUCUGCUCCAUGUCCCUCACAGAGGUGCAGAAUGGAAGGAUGCUGAUGAUGAAGAGGAGGAAGAUGAAGGACACAGCGCACAGAGGAGGGCAAACUGCGACCGCUUCAGCUCCAGGUUCGAGCGCACGGUGGAGAGAGCAGUGCAUGAGGAAGAGGAGGGGGAGGAGGGCUCACAACAGACCCAGGACCUCUUCAGCUCCACGUUCGAACAUGUGGUGGAGAGGGCAGCGCAGGAGGAAGAGCAGGGGGAGGAAGAGGAGGGGGAGGAAGAGAAGGACAGUCCACAGCAGACCCAGGACCGCUUCAGCUCCUCGUUCGAGCGUGUGGUGGAGAGGGCAGCGCAGGAGGAAGAGCAGGGGCAGGAAGAGGAGAGGGAGGAAGAGAAGGACUGUCCACAGCAGACCCAGGACCGCUUCAGCUCCUCGUUCGAGCGUGUGGUGGAGAGGGCAGCGCAGGAGGGAGAGCAGGGGGAGGAAGAGGAGAGGGAGGAAGAGAAGGACAGUCCACAGCAGACCCAGGACCGCUUCAGCUCCUCGUUCGAGCGUGUGGUGGAGGCGGAGCUCCUGCGAGGCGGGUGCUACAGCAGCCAGGAUUCGCUGGAUGCGCUGUCACAGGCAGACGAGACACACAGCUGCGUCAGCGUCCGGGCCCCGCUCACGCCCCUCAUCCAGCAGAGGGCACUGGAGAGCCGGCAGGAGCCUGACCCGGUGGGGCUCGCCACUGUUGCCGAGCAACAGGCCGUCGCCACGGACACAGAGCCCGGGGGGGCGGGGCUAGAGUCGCCCAGGAGUGCCAGGAGGCCCCUCAGGCCGUCGCCUGGGAGACCGUGGCGGAAUUCCAUCACCAGCAGCCAAUCGGAGAACGUGCUGAAUCGCCCGCUGCCCCGAGCCUUCCAGAACGGAUUCCACUCCGACGCCCAUGGAUCCCUGGGCAGUCCCAGCUCCCUCCCUAACUCUAUCAGCGAUGCUGACCUCACGGACUCCCUGUCGGACUCGGACUCGGAGCUGGGGAGCCUGGAGCGGCUUGAGCGGGGCAGCACGGACACGCUCGCCAACGGCUGCCACGGCAACGGUGACGCCGCCAAGCGACUGGCCAAGCGCCUCUUCCACCUGGAGGGGUUCCACCGCUGCGACGUGGCCCGCCACCUGGGCAGGAAUAAUGAGUUCAGCCAGCAGGUGGCAGCAGAGUACCUGCGCUACUUCAGCUUCUCUGGCCUGCCAUUGGACAGGGCUCUGAGGGUGUUCCUGAAGGCCUUCCCCCUGACGGGCGAGACCCAGGAGAGAGAGCGUGUCCUCAUACACUUCUCCAGAAGGUUCUGCCAGUGCAACCCCGAAUCGCUUACCUCAGAAGAUGGAGUCCACACUCUAACCUGUGCCCUCAUGCUGCUGAACACGGAUCUGCAUGGACACAACGUUGGGAAAAGGAUGUCCAGUCAGCAGUUCAUCGGUAACCUGGAGGGUCUGAAUGGUGGCAGCGACUUCCCGAAAGACUUACUGAAGGCGCUGUACAGCUCCAUUAAACAGGAAAAGCUGGAGUGGGCAGUUGAGGAAGAGGAGCUGAGGAAGUCUCUGUCGGAGCCGGUGGAGGGGCAGCGGGACUCGGGCGGGAGAACAGGGAUGAUGACGCCGCGUGUCGUGGAUGGAGGAAACCCCUUCAUCGCCAUCCCGCGCACGCACGACGCCAUCACGCACAAACACGGCGUCCUCUCCCGCAAGAGCCACGCCGACAUGGACGGCAAGCGGACCCCUAGAGGGCGCCGCAGCUGGAGGAAGUUCUACGCGGUUCUGAAGGGAACCGUCCUGUACCUGCAGAAGGACGAGUAUCGCCCUGACGAGGAUGUGUCGGAGGUAGACCUGAAGAACGCAGUGCGUGUGCACCACGCCCUGGCCUCGCGGGCGAGCGACUACAGCAAGAGACCGAACGUGCUGAAACUCAAGACCUCCGACUGGAGAGUGUACCUCCUGCAGGCUCCGAGCGAGCAGGAAAUGAUGUCAUGGAUCCUGCGUGUUAACCUAGUGGCGGCGCUGUUCUCCGCCCCCGCGUUUCCUGCUGCCAUUGGUUCCAAGGUCAAGUUCUGCAGACCCCUGCUGCCGUCCACUGCCACCAGACUGAGCCCGGAGGAGCAGCUGACCUCUCAUGAGAACAAGCUGAAGGAGAUCCUGCUGGAUCUGGAGGAGACCAACAAGGAGCUGCAGGACCUCUCGUCCAGACCCAGGGAGUGUGAGGAGCUGUGGCUGAAGGCUCACUACCUCACCUUCGAGAAGAGUCGAUACGAGACGUACGUCUCUCUUCUACGCGCCAGCCUGCAGUCGGGGUUCCAGGACCUGGGGGAGCUGGAGACAGGGAGGGGGGCGGGGGGGCAGUCCAGCCCCUCCGUCAGCCAAGGUUGCCGGGGCGACGGACGGACCGAGGCCACACCCACACCGGGCCAGCGGCCCUGAGGACCCGCCCCUUUAGCCAUAGCCGCUAGCGAGGCCUAAGCGUCUCCAUGGCGACCGGUGGCUUGUGACAGAGUCGGCUACAGAAAAGAGUGCUGGGUGUAGCCUUUUUUGUGUUUUACAAUGCAUUUAAAAUGCCACGACUGGGAAAAGCAGCAUUGCCGUUCCUGUUCCCACCCUGUAGUGGGAAUGACUUGGCUCUUUCGGAAUGACACUAUUGUGAAAAAGAAAAAGACGAUGAAUCGCAGAAGCGCUUUUAUGGACUCGUACUUGGAAACUUUCACCCUUCUUUUGUAUGGCCUUGGUAGCUGCCCAGUGACUGAAGUAGUUGAGUGAUGUUGUAAUGUUUUGUUCUGUAAAAACUCCCCUUUUUUCAUGAAUUUUCCCUCAAGGAUCCCCCCCUCCCCAGUGACUGUAUCACAGCAGAACUGUUAUUUAUUUGCCUGGCACGCAGCCUCUUAUAUUUUUAUAAACUGUAUUCCCUGUUUCUACAGCCAGAGUUAUUCAGGUGAGGCACUUCGUUUCAAGGAAACGAUGACUGUUUGGGAUGGAAUCUGCCGUACGGCUGGAAGUCCCACUCUUUUGCAAUGACUUCGUACUGUUCAUUCUGCACUUUAUGUUCCAAUUUUAUAUCUGCAUUUAUAUAUUCAGAACUCAAAGUUAAUGUUUCUUUUAUUCAUCUACUGUCCUAUUUUGAGAAGACAGGCGUAUCAAGAGUACACGGUAGUACAAUCCACAUUAUUAAGGAACAGCCUUGAUGAGAUCAAUUUGAAGGGCGAAACAUUUUGUGGAAUGUUGAACACUGAGAAUCAUAAACUGUGGAAACUGACCUUCAGCUUCUAUAGCCACAGAUUUUAUAUAAUAACCAGAUAAUCAGAUGCUUUAUUCCUUCCAUUUGAUAUACUUCUUAAUGACUGGUUUUUCAUGGCAAUAGGACGUCCACGAUGCUAAUUGACAGCACAGAACAUCACAUUUCAAUGUUUCGGCUUGAAUGAGACAGAGUUGUCAGUGUUAGGAACAGUGAGUUGAAUAUCUGGUGAAUGUAAAUGAUCUGUGCUUAAAGCACCUUUCCACUGAUGGAGCAGUGCCGUGCCAUAUUAGGGAACAUAAUCAAGGUUCCCACUUCCCCUGCGAAAUAUAGAAAUGUCCAGUCAUGGAAAAUCGACAGAAUGGCCUGGAAAUAUUUGUGAGGUCCUGGAAAGUUGUAGGCCUUUUCUCAUUUUUGUUAGCCACUGAGAUCACACACCAUUACACACAAUUUUGUUCCCCUGGGUUAGCUCGUAUAAUGCACUAAUGUAAGUCAUGAAAGAUUACCUCCCAAAAAGAGUGGGAGCCCUGACAAUUUUAUCGUGGAAUGAUUGUUGGUGCCAGACAGGCAAGUUUGAGUAUCUCAGGAACUGCUGAUCUCCUGAGAUUUUCACUCACAACAGAGAAUGGUGUGAGAAACAAUAAACAUCCAGUGAGCAGCAGUUCUGCGGGCAAAAACACGUUGUUAAUGAGAGAGGUCAGAGAAGAAGGGCCAGACUGGUCGAAGCUGACAGGAAAGUGACAGUAAGGCAAAUAACCACACAUUACAACAGUGGUAUGCAGAAGGGCAUCUCUGAACACACAACGUGUCAAACCUCUUAAGUGGAUAGCAGAAUAAAAAAAUAGUUUUGCAUUGGGUUAGGACGACGUUUAAACAAAACAAACAUUAUGCAGUAGGUUGCCAAAAUUGAAAUUUGGUUAAUCAAAAUUUAUGAGCUUAUUUUCAACUCAGGAAAAAUAGAUUGUGGCAUUUCUGUUAAGGAAUCUGAUGGUGCCCUCUAAUGUAAAAUCUACUGAUGUAGAGCUGUGUCGGUGAAAGAUUACCCAUUAUCGUGCGGGACAAUUUAUAAGAAUCUGAUGUUCAACAGUUGUUAUUAAAUAGAAUAAUAUUUACAUAUGGUGGUGCUUACAAGACAAAUCAACAUGGUCAUUUUAGUUUUUAUAGUUUUUUUUACCGUAUCCUUGUAGGCCUAGUCUUGUGUUUAAAACUUGAAAACUAGGUCAGGCACACAGAUCCUGACUGAAGUUUGAAUACUCACAAUACGACUCAUUGUUAACAUUGUUCCAUUUGGGUCCCUUUGUUGUUGGAUAUUCCAGUCGGCCUAUUGAAAACGACAGCUGGCCUUUGAACUUCGAACAGUUAAAGGCGAAUACAUUUAACACAUUCACAUAUCAAGCUAUGCCCGCUUAAAUUCCACUGCGGUGCAGAACCGACUCGGAUUGGACACGGAAGGCACUUCAUUGCUGAAUUACGUGGUUGCUCGCUCAACAAUGUAGCCUACCCUCUCCGGUAUUGAAUGCAUGGAUGCAAGACCCUGUCUAGAGUAGAGCCACAUGUAAGGCCCAGUGUUUACAUUCGGGUGGAGUAAGAACCUGCUGAAGUAUAAUUUAACCGAGGCAAACGUCAAAGGGAUACAUUUUGUUUUACGGGAGUUCCCACGUUUACAAGAGUUUAAAUGUUUUCUUCAGAACCCUGGACAGUUCCAAGUAUUUACAUAAUCUGCCAAGAAUAAGUCCAUUGGGAAUGGAUGAGACAAAAUCAGAGCUUGGUGUUAUUCUGUUCUGUUUUAGUUUGACUAUAUUGAAAUUAAAUAUUCUAUUUAAA
This is a messenger RNA of Conger conger (European conger), 5231 nucleotides long. Its product is annotated as PH and SEC7 domain-containing protein 2-like. Lineage: Eukaryota; Metazoa; Chordata; Actinopteri; Anguilliformes; Congridae. The record is from RefSeq and is a predicted model, not a curated record. Gene Ontology annotation, biological process: regulation of ARF protein signal transduction. Gene Ontology annotation, molecular function: protein binding; phospholipid binding; guanyl-nucleotide exchange factor activity. The transcript is spliced from 14 exons. Bases 89 to 2602 code for a protein of 837 amino acids.